Messenger RNA from Oppia nitens, 2355 nucleotides. Its product is annotated as TBC domain-containing protein kinase-like protein. Gene Ontology annotation, molecular function: protein kinase activity; GTPase activator activity; ATP binding. The annotation marks the transcript as partial. NCBI's taxonomy places the organism in Eukaryota, Metazoa, Arthropoda, Arachnida, Sarcoptiformes, Oppiidae. The record is from RefSeq and is a predicted model, not a curated record. The transcript is spliced from 6 exons. Gene Ontology annotation, biological process: activation of GTPase activity; protein phosphorylation.
AUAAUGAUGAUCCAGGUCAACUAUCGAUUCGGUUCACUGGUCGUCCAGAGUGCCGUUCACGAGUCGGAACAGUGCGGCGCCAAUGGACUGCCGGUAACGCCGGCAUCGAUAGCAAUGAUUGGCAACUUUCGGUCACUGGUCGACGGUAACAAUCGGCUGACCCGCGACACCGGGUUGGCCGACAAAUAUAUGACCCGAUAUCUCGAUUGUAUUCGAAAUAAAAAAGAACGGAUAACUAUAAUCUUCGAACACUAUAACAAUGACCUACCGGUGCACGAUAUGCUAGCGGUGGCCACCAGUGCACUGUUAGCACUGUAUCACAUGCACUACGAGAUGGGCUGUGUUCACGGACUCAUAACACCCGACGCACUCGUAUACGAUAGCCAUCGAUCGGCAGUCAAACUGACACAUUGGGCCCUAAAUGCUAUUACCGAAUCUGGCCGUCACUGUGACGCCCAUAUGCUUAUACCAAAUGACAUCCGUUUCUUGCCCUACGAACAGCUCAACGGUAUAGCAACUGUUCGCCCGUCGGAUGUCUGGUCACUGGCGCUUACAUUGUUGUCAUUGAUGGACAAAAACCUAAAACUACCGGACAAUCCUAGCGAACUGUUUCAAUGUCUCAGCUCACGCGAAGUACUGAUCAAAUUGGACGCCAAUCUGACAUCACUCUCCACCGAAUGGCAACAGUUUAUGCUGUCGGCACUCGAUCCGAAACCGGCCAAUCGGGCGACAGUUAAGCAGCUAAUGAAAAUAUUGAACAUACCGGUGCCCGAACCAGUGUGCGACCAACUGGACGAGUUGGUUCGCUAUCCGAAAUUGGACAACAAGUUUACGGCCAACGAGUCGAUCUCUAUUUACGAGUUUUAUCAUUUGUAUUGUCUGGCGUUUCCAUCGAACAGAGAUCAGUCAUCACAAGAGAAAAAUAAUCAGAAAAAGCCACCGAUUCUUACACUACCGACACUUGUGCUCCGGGAGGACAAGUGUCAAUCAGGCAAAACUGUUCACCGAAAGAAUUUCGUUAAAAUAUCGGCCAAUCGACAGCUAAAACUGCUACCAAUCGACAGUCUUGUCGAACGACUUAAUCAGUUACCGCCGGAAACUUUCUGUCCUCUAAUACUGACGCCCGGAUUCAAUGCCGUUUGGAGUCUACAGAGUUUGCCGAUCGGGAUUCGUGAGAACGACUUCAGCUACCAGUGCGAGCGUAUUAUGAUAUUCAAGCGACUCAUCGAUGGCUCGCCAUUCACCCGAACCCAACUGAUAUCGUCGGCCAAAGUAGACAUACCGCCUCUGUACAGGUGCCACACUUGGGCCCAUAUUCUUAACGUCAAAUGGUCAGACCUACUACUAUACGAACAGAUUGACAAAUUGACGGCAACACAAACCGAUCGGCAGAUUAGUGUCGACAUUCCCCGAUGUCAUCAGUACAACGAUCUGUUGGCCUCACCGCAAGGUCACCGAAAGCUGACCCGUGUGCUGAAGGCCUGGCUUCGGCAUAACGAAGCCAAAGGCGAUGUCUAUUGGCAAGGGUUGGACUCGUUGGCCGCACCGUUUGUUAUAUUGAACUUUAACAACGAGCCGCAAGCGUUUGCCUGUUUUAAUGCCUUUACGCACAAGUAUUUGAAGGGUUUCUUUCAGAGAGAUAACAGUCGCGUAAUACAAGAAUAUUUGGCACUGUUUUCAAUAUUAAUCAAAUUUCAGGACCCAGUGCUGGCCAAUCACUUGAAUGGCCUACAGUUUAUGGCCGAUCUCUAUGCCAUUCCCUGGUUUCUCACAAUGUUUACACACGUACUACCGUUGCAUCAAAUUAUGCACUUAUGGGAUACACUGUUAUUAGGUAACGAAUCGUUUCCACUGUUCAUAGGCUUAUCAAUACUGAAUCAAUUGAGAGACCAAUUGUUGACCUUUACAUUCAACGACUGUAUACUUGUGUUCUCCGAUUUGCCGCAAAUCGAUAUCAAUAAAUGUGUUAAACACGCGGUCCGACAGUUUUGCGCCACACCCAAGAGCACUGUCCAACGGGGACUGUGGCCACUGGAACAGCUCAAACAAGACAACUGUCCGCUUAUUGACGUUACAGAUGUCAUAUCGUUUGUCAAAAGCGAUAAAUCGGUAAAAGUUCUAAUAAUUGAUUGUAGAUCUGAUGAAGACAUUCAACUAUUCGGCCGAAUCCGGGACGCAGUUAUGGCCGCCGAUUAUAAUACUGAAUCUGUUUCGUCCAAUCGUAACAAUAGUUAUCACAUCACUGUUGUGGUCAACGAUGUCGACAAAUGUGUGCAAUUAAUUGCCAACAAUACUGUUAGGGUGUGUCUCAUGCAAUUGACUGGUGAUAUUCCCAAUGAACUAUUAGACCAAUAA